Molecule: messenger RNA, 7532 nt
Organism: Miniopterus natalensis
Lineage: Eukaryota; Metazoa; Chordata; Mammalia; Chiroptera; Miniopteridae
Gene: CD101
Product: CD101 molecule
Cellular component (GO): membrane
Source: RefSeq, a predicted model, not a curated record
CUCUCUGAAAUCAAUAGACAUAUUAAAAAAAAAAAAAAGUACUGAUGUGAUUCCCCUAAUUCUUUUGGACCCCUGACACCAUGAGAACAUGCCCAGGCUUCCCUCCUAGAGGGAUAUGAGGGGGCUCCAAGCCAAGGUCAUCCUAGACCAUCAAGCUCUUGCCAGCAGAUGUGUCGGCUUGUGAAUAAAAAUAAAUGUUUGCUCCUCUAUGGCUCCAAAAUUGUGUGGUGGUUUCUUACACAGCAAUAACGGAGACAGUGCAUUUGCCUAAAAUUGUGGUGCCUGGGGCUGACCCAUGACUUCACUGAAAUGGUGAGCAGAUUCUUGUACUUGGGGCCACACCGGUACUAUGGGUGGCAGCCUGGAGAGGUAGUUUGGAAUCUCCAUUCCAGGUUAACGGCCCUUUAAUUGUUCCCUAAAUACAGCCUGCACACCCCUGCCUCUGUAUCUUUGUAAUUUCAUUUCUCCCGACUAGAACGGCCUUCCCUCGCUUCUCUGCCUAUUGAAAUCAUACCAGGUCUCUAAGGACCUGCUUAAAUCCAGCCUUUUCCGAAUGACCUGUGGCUGCCCUCUGCCUGCAGUGGUCGCUCCAGCCUGUUAGUUCCCAAGGUAUUUCUUGCCAGAACCAUAAAUCGGAUGGAUCCCCAACACAUGCUGCCUUUUAUGGCUACUAUUUCUUAUCUACAGUUGUUUACUAAACUAGAGCCCAAGUUCUUGGCAGGCAGGGGCCCUUCCUCUCCUUUCAUCCCCCAAGGCUUUUUCCCGUUGUUCCAAAUGAGAUAUUCUCUUCCCCUCUUGCAAGUGUCCGGAUCUCUUUAGUUGUAUGUCUUCUAGGGGACCUCGCCUGAUUUCCCUUGUGUGAUAGCUGGUCAUGUUCCUAUUUUCCGCUCACCUCCGCCGAGCUCCACCGUCACAGACAAGCUCCUGAGAGGCUUGAACUCCGUGCGCAUCUCUCGCACCUGGGAGGGUGCUGCUGCUACAGCGGCUGCUCCGGCAAGAAUCUGGUUCCUUCAUGUCUCUCUCCUCUGUCUGUAUGUUAAACGCCCUAACUCAGGCCUCCAUCAUGACUCAUGCAGAAAACUGCAAAAACCUUGUAGCUGGCCUUGUCUCCCUCAUCUUACAACUAGUUAGCAAUACGCAACAAAGAAAUUAGCUUCCCAGGAAAAUCCAGCCAGACAAUUCUGCCAAACAAACAAAGAAACACACUUUCAAUAGCUCCCCUUUGCUAAAAGCCCAACUCUUAGGCCUGCCUGCAUGGCCCAGCCUGCCUCUCUAGACCCUUCUCGCUUCACUCCAGCCUCGAACUUGACUCCAACUGGAGGGCACAGCUGAUGUGACAUUAUUCAUGCCAAACGGCAUCUCCCCAGCUGUGCCUGGCCCCUUUCCUCCCGAGGUGUUUCAUUUCACCCAGCCCAGCCCAUCCUGCCGGUCCCUGCUGCCCACCAACUUCCCCCAUUCACUUUUGGUGCCAAAUUUAUCGUUGUGCUUUCAAUGUGGAAUUCUGAUCAUCCGAGGAAGUAGAAAUUUCCUGAGAACCAAGACCGGGUUGCCAACACCUUUGUAGGUGCACAACCUACCGGAGCACCCAGAACACUGAAGUAUUAAAACAUUGUUGGAUGGGUGGGUCGAGCCAGGGACCUGCCUGAAGUGGGCCGGUUUGCUAUUGGCCUAUCUAAAUGUAGACUUGACCUAGGAACUAGUUCUCAGUGAGCUUACCCAUUGCCUUCUAAGACUAGGGUUGGAUUAAGUUGGCCAGAGUUCAGUGCCAGCUUUUAGGCUCUCCCCCGCCAUCCUUGGUCCCAGAAGAAGAGUCCCGUGAAUGUCAAAUGAUGGUGGCUGACAUUUACGUAGCACUUAACCAUGAACCAGACAUUGUUCUAAAUGUUUUAAGUAAAUUCAUUCAAUUCUCACAGCAAUCUGAUGGGAUACAUACUAUUUUAUAGAUGAGGGUUAGAAAAGGUUAAUUAACUUUUCUAAGAUCACACAGCUAUUAAAAGUAGAGCCUGUGUGCAAACCCAGGCAGCCUGUCCCCAGAUCCUGCCGUCAUCACUGUCACCUCUUGUCCCCUGAGGUUCAUGUGCUCCAGGGGCCCUCUCCCAUUUCUCUCCCAUGAUGGGAGGAGAGGUCAGAGCUAAGAAAACAUUUCUGCUUGAUUUUUAUAUUCUGUUUACUUAAAUUCCCUUGUGAUUACCUACUGAUGCAUAUUUAGCCAGGAUGAGGCCUAUAUUUUCUUAUUUUUAUCUGUAUAAACAUAGACUGACCCACGAAGAUCACCUUUUCACGUCCAAAUUGGAGCAAUUAGCAAAGAACCGUGAUGCAACCAGUUUUGCUUUUGCAAGCCACGUCUGUGUCUCAGUGGGCUGAAAACCGCACGCUUCCUCUUUGCCUUCAUAGUGAGAACAUAGCGUUUGUCACUUGGCAUCUGCACAACUUCAGUGACACCACCAGGAGAGCUCUGCCCUGGCCCCAAUGGCACGCAUCCCACGUGUGGCAUCUUUCUUUCUCUUUCUGGCUAAGCUCAGCAUUGGCCAGAGAGAAGUAACAGUUCAGAAAGGACCGCUGUUCCGAGCCGAAGGGUACCCUGUCAGCAUUGGCUGCAAUGUCACCGGCCACCAGGGACCUGCCGAGCAGCAUUUCCAGUGGUCCGUUUACCUGCCGGCAGCCCCGGCCCGAGAAAUCCAGAUCAUUAGCACCAAAGAGGCCGAUUUCUCUUACGCCAUGUAUGCUCCGCGGGUGCAGAGCAGGGACAUCUACGUGGAGAGGGUCCGGGGCAACUCGGUCUUGUUGCACAUCUCAAAGCUCCAGGCGAAGGAUUCUGGUGACUAUGAGUGUCACACACCGAACACUGAUGGAACAUACUAUGGGAGUUACAGUGCGAAGACUGCUCUAAUUGUUAUCCCAGACACGCUCUCUGCCGUCAUGAGCUCCCAGACCCUCAGUAAGGAGGAAGGUGAGCCGUUAGAACUUACCUGUGAGGCAGCCAAAGCCACAGCUCAGCAUACCCACCUGUCUGUCGCCUGGUACCUGAUGCAGGAUGGAGCGAGUCCAGCCACCACGAUUAUUUCCCUCUCCAAAGAUUUCAUGUUGAUCCCUGGGCCCUCAUACGCAGAGAGGUUCGCGCUCGGUGACGUGCGGCUCGACAAGCUUGGGGCCGCUACCUUCAGGCUGUCCAUCGGGAGCCUGCGGCCCUCGGAUCAAGGCCGGCUGUUCUGUGAGGCGACUGAGUGGAUUCAGGAUCCUGACGAAACCUGGACUUUCAUCGCAAAAAAGCAGACCGAUCAAACGGCUCUGAGGAUCCAGCCGGCAGUGAGAGAUUUUCAAGUCAACAUUACGGCUGAGAGCACGUUUACUGAAGGGAAACCCUUAGAACUGGUGUGCCUGGUAGCGGGCGGCGGCCGGGACCCGCAGCUUCAGGGCACUUGGUUCUUCAACGGUAUUGAAGUGGCCCGCAUUGACGCUGGCGGAGUCCUGGGCCUGAAGAAAGACUACGAAGAGAGGGCCAGUCAAGGACAACUCCAGGUUUCCAAGUUAAGCCCCAGGGCUUUCUCUCUCAAGAUCUUUGCUGCAGGCCCGGAGGAUGAAGGUGCCUACAGAUGCGCAGUGGCAGAGAUGGCAAGAGCUCGGAUGGGCUCCUGGCAAGAGCUUCGGAGAAAGCAGUCCCCAGACAGCCCCGUGCACCUGAGGGGGCCAGCAGCAAGAAGUGUGGUCGUGUCUGCCCAGAACAGGCAGCAAGCUGUGUGGGAAGGAGAGACACUAACCCUUCUCUGCAAGGUAGACGGAGCUGAAAGUCUCCUGUCCGUGAACUGGUGGCAUGUGCCACAGGGGCAGACACAGCCAGAGUUUGUGGCAGGCAUGGAGCAGGAUGGCAUCAUGCAACUGGGUGCCUCCUAUGGGAAACCCACUAACCACGGCCGCCCAAGGCUGGAGAAAAUGGACUGGGCCACCUUCCGGCUGGAGAUCACCUCCACCAUGGUCACGGACAGCGGUGCCUAUGAGUGCAGGGUGUCUGAGAAGACCCGGAACCAGGCCAGAGGUCUGAGCUGGACUCAGAAGAUGUCAGUCACUGUAAAAUCCCUGCAGUCAAGUUUACAAGUUAGUCUGAUGAGCCGUCAACCGCAAGUGAAAUUAACCAACACCUUUGACCUGUCCUGCGUCGUGGGGGCCGGCGACUCCGGCCUCCAGGUCCCGCUCACCGUGACGUGGCAGUUCCAGCCAGCUGGGUCUCCAGGCUUUCACCAGCUGCUUCGAGUCACUCAUAACGGCACCGUCGAAUGGGGAGACUUCCCGUCCCAGUUCCAGACGAAGACGAAGGUUUCACAGUCUUCGCUUCGUUCUCAGCUCCUAAUCCACGAUGCCACCGAGGAAGAGGCGGGAGUGUAUCGGUGUCAGGUGGAAGCUUAUGACAGAAAUUCCCUGCACGUGAAUGGCCCCGCGAGGGCUUCUGCCGUCUCUCACCCGCUGAGGAUAGUCAUCUCUUUACCAGAGAGCGAGCUGAAAGUGAAUUCAAGCAGUCAAGUCCAAGAGCUCUCCAUCAACGCCAACACCGCCGUGGACUGUCGCAUCUUGUCCCAGACCCCCGGGAACCUUCCGGUGGCCGUUACUUGGUAUUUCUCUUCCAUUUCCUCUAACACAUCCUGGCUGAAGAUCCUAGAAAUGGACCAGACCAACGUUGUGAAAUACGGAGAUGAAUUUCACACCCCUCAGAGAAAACAAAAAUUCCACGCGGAGAAAGUUUCCCAAGACGUGUUUCAGCUGCACGUCCUGAACGUGGGAGACAGCGAUCAGGGCAGAUAUCGCUGCGUGGUGCAGGAGUGGCUCUUGUCUGCAAAUGGCACUGGGUACAAGCUUGGAGAAGAGACAUCAGGUGUGACAGUCUUGAAACUCAGGCCCACAGGAAGUCAGGUUCGUGUCUCCAAAGUGCACCGGACGGAAAAUGCUACCGAGCACGGAGAGGUGGCCAUGCACUGCCGCCUGGAGAGUGCGGGCGGCCCGGCCUCCCUGUUCUCCGUGACGUGGUACUGGGCCGGAGAACAUUCUGGAAGCAGGAUGCUGGUGCACCUGCAGCAUGACAGCUUGCUGGAGUACGGCGAAGACCCGCUCCGGAGGCGCCUGCACUGUUACCGUUCGUCCCCCACAGACUUCGUCCUGAAGCUUCGUCAGGUGCAGAGGGCGGAUGCCGGGCGGUACUGGUGCAGGGUGGUGGAGUGGCAGCUCCACGGCAGCCCGAGCAAGUGGGUCAGCCACGCGUCGGACGAGUCGCCGCAUACGGUGCUCACAGUGCUGCCUUCAGAGCCCACGUUCUCCUCCAGGAUCUGCUCCUCGGCGUCUUUCAUCUAUUUCCUGCUCGUCUGUCCCGUGGCUGUGCUCGCCCUGCUCGCGUGUGUCGCCUGCAUGUGCUGGAAGGCCAGGAGGUCGUCCUCAGCGAGACUCUCGUCGCAGAGAGAACAGGCCCUCUGGGUGGACUUGGCGGGGGCUGGAGACGGGCCCCUCGCCAGGAAGGAGGAAGAGGAAGACAGUCGCCCGUGAAGGGCGCGGACUUUGCGAUGGGCCUGAGCGGACCCGGGUUCGAAUGAGCCCUGGCUCUGCCCUUCUCUGUGUCUGUGGCCUCGGGUAAGUUACCCAGGAAUCCGAGGAAACGUUUCUUGAGCGUGUACGUGGUGCCAGGCACUGUUCAGUGUUCCUUUGUGCGUGACCUCACCUACCCCUGCACCGCCCCCCCGGGUGCCCGGGAGCCGGGUGGCCUCGUUUCCCCCGUUCAUUCACCCCACCUCACCGAGGUUCAGGUUCCCCAUCUGUGAGGAGAGGAUCCCGCCCUCACACCGCCUCUGGGGGAUUGGGUGAGACGCUAUGGCCAAGCUCGGGGGCGGCUGUCCUCAGCUCUCCUCUCUUCCGUCCCUGAUUCCCUGGAAAACACCCAAGUGUCCCAUCCUGUCGCCCUGGCUCUAGGUAAUCUUUUCCCUCCAGGUGAGAGGUGUAGGAAAGGGCCUGACGUCAGCGAGGCCAGGGGACUUGGGGCUAUGCCUUUCUUUCCCAUUAAAUGACUUCCUUGGAGGCAGAAAUCCCAUCUGUAAAAGCCACUCGAGAGCUCCCCAUAGUAGGCGCUUAAUCACUGUUGGCUCUUUGAUGAAAUGAUAAAGCUUUUUGUAACCUGAGUCUCUUUGUUUUAUUUUAUUGUUUUUUCUUUUCUCUAUAAGACUUAUUGAGUCAUCACUAAGGAAAAGGUUUCUCUUUUCUUUUUUUAAAAUUUUGCAGCAGUGCUCAGUCAGCCCCCAAGGCCUCACAGCGCCCCUCUCUUCCCACACCAAAAGGCCUGUCUGGCUCCAGGCUCUCAGCCCAAUGCCUUAUUUUCUUUGACCUGACAGCACUCUGAGGCUGCUGUAGUUAUUUGGGGCAGGAGGGGCCAAUAGUGCCACCAUACCCUCCCAUUCCAGCAGGGGCUAGGAGUUCAGGGGGUCAAGCCUGGGUCCUCAGGAUCCCCUAUUCUCAGCCAGGAAAAGUCAAGAGGAUGGGAGGCUGGGAGAAGUUCGUGGCUUAAGACUUUCAACAACUGUCCCCCAGGAGAUAACAACUGUCUCUGCUAGGCCUGAGGUCCCUUAACCUUUGUUUCAAAAGCUGCUCAGGCCAGCACUGAAACUCAAUCAGUGUCACCUAACAGGCUUGAGAAAACACAUCUCCUUAUUGUCUAUGUGGCCAACAGCAUUGCUUUCACACUCGGCAAUUUGCAUUUCCAAGGAGAGCAAUUUAUUUUUAAUUAUUUCAUCAGGCACAGCCGUCCUCUCCAAACAUAAUUAGUUCCUUUGCAAGGGGAUUAUCAGGGGCUAUGAGAGCUCCCACUGUAGACCUGCUGGUUCCUUCAAUUCGCCUCCCUUUAUGGCUCCGUUAGAAAUACUCCAAGUGUUUCCUUAACUGAGACAACACAUUUGUUUCUCUCUCAGGUGAGGGAGCGUAGUAUUCAGAGAACAAAGCUAAAGUUAAGACUUCUUAGAAAGUGUGAGUAAUGUUUCCGCUCUCCAAUUUUCCCAGAAACCUAUAUUUUCAUUGGGAUAUUGAAGGGAAAGUGAGCAGAAUUGAACCCCGGUCAGAUAAUCAGUGGAUUCUGGUGCUUCCCCUCCCUCCUUCCACCACCAGUUUCUUCACCUGGAUACCUAGCCUUUCAGCUCGUAGCUCAGAUUCUACUUUUUCACGUUUGAACGACGCACAGAGGUUGCCAGAGCAGACACUCGAAUAUCUAACUGCCACCCCCAGGCCCCCAGCGGAGCCUGGGGAUGAUCACUUCCCAGUGAGGGUCCCGUGUCCGGCCUGGGAUGGGUGUGGGACCCAGUGGGGACCCAAGCUGGUACAGCCCCGCUCCCCAUGGCUGCCCCCUUGUCUGUUCUGGACGCUCUGUUUUCAGUAAUGGGAUCCGGACCACGUCGGAUUUUCUAAGAAGCCACAUCGCAGUCUUUGGCUCAUAGUGAGUUUUCAGGCACCUGAAACCCCCAGUCUUCUUUUUCCCUUUGUUGAACGUUUAGAAUAAAAUUUGUUUUCACCCA